Chrysoperla carnea is the source of this 1360-nucleotide messenger RNA. Its product is annotated as methionine aminopeptidase 1. The transcript has 4 exons. Gene Ontology annotation, molecular function: metalloaminopeptidase activity. Bases 40 to 1179 code for a protein of 379 amino acids. The record is from RefSeq and is a predicted model, not a curated record. Lineage: Eukaryota; Metazoa; Arthropoda; Insecta; Neuroptera; Chrysopidae. Gene Ontology annotation, biological process: proteolysis.
AGUUAAUAUUGCGGCGCUCAGUCUGUCUAGUAGUGAAAAAUGGCUGACCAAUAUACUUGUGAAACUCCUGGUUGUAAUGCUCCAGCUAGUUUACAAUGUCCUACAUGCAUAAAAAUUGGAAUAAAAGGAUCAUUUUUUUGUACUCAAGAAUGUUUUAAAGGAAGUUGGAAAUCUCAUAAAAUCAUCCAUUCGUUAGCACGUGGUGAAUCAACCGAUGGUAAAACCGAAGAGAACAAUGAAUACACACCGUGGCCUUCGUACAAAUUUAGCGGUGUUUUACGUCCAUUUCCCAAAUCAGCAAAACGUACCGUCCCCGCACAUAUUGAACGUCCCGAUUAUGCCGAUCAUCCAAAUGGCUACUCAUUAUCGGAAAUGUCGGUGAAGAAGAGCUCACAAAUUAAGGUAUUGGACGAUGAAGAAAUUGAAGGUAUGCACGUGUCAUGUAAAUUGGGUCGUGAAGUACUCGACGAGGCUGCUCGCGUCUGUGAUGUUGGUGUAACGACAGAUGAAAUCGAUCGAAUUGUACAUGAAGCGUGCAUCGAACGUGAAUGUUAUCCGUCACCUUUAAAUUAUUACGAAUUUCCCAAAUCAUGUUGUACAUCGGUGAACGAGGUAAUUUGCCAUGGUAUUCCGGAUAUGCGCCCGUUAAAAGAUGGUGAUAUUUGUAAUGUGGAUAUUACAGUUUUCCAUCGUGGUUUUCAUGGUGAUUUAAAUGAAACAUUUUUUGUUGGAAAUGUUAGCCAAAAGCAUAAAAAAUUAGUCCAGGUUACAUAUGAGUGCCUUAGUAAAGCGAUAGAAUUAGUAAAACCUGGUGAAAAAUAUCGUGAAAUAGGAAAUGUUAUUCAAAAACAUGCUCAUGCUCAUGGUUACUCAGUUGUUCGUAGCUAUUGUGGUCAUGGCAUACAUCGUUUGUUUCAUACAGCACCAAAUGUACCCCAUUAUGCUAAAAAUAAAGCGAUAGGUGUGAUGAAACCAGGACAUUGUUUUACAAUUGAACCAAUGAUAUCAGAAGGUACAUGGCGUGAUGAAACAUGGCCUGAUGAUUGGACAGCAGUAACAGCGGAUGGUUUAUGGUCCGCACAAUUUGAACAAACCCUAUUGGUAAAUGAAACUGGCUGUGAGAUCUUAACACGUCGACGAAAUGCCACUGGACUACCUCAUUUUAUGGACAAUCUAUAAUAAUUACUGUUAUUAUUAUUAUCCGUUAUUGUUAAUUGUAAUUAAUAUUUUGUCUUUGUCACACUCAAAUGGUUUAUUGCGGGAACGGGGAAGUGGGGGAAAUGGAAAGUGUCUCCCAAUCCUCCUGUUCUAGUUAUUUGUUUUCAAACAAAAUAAAAAGUUGAACGCGUUUUUUUUUUAA